CACAUGGCAUGGUCUCUCCCAAAAAUUCUCAUAUGUUCCAAUCCAAUCAUCAUUCUUCGAUUUUACAGCGUAAUUGAUAGAGAAAAGAGACUCAGAAUCUUCGUCUUGAAACCCUAGAUUCCUUACGAAAUGCCAAUGGAGAUCUCACUAGAUCUGAUGAACCAACUCAAGGUCUCGCUCCGAAAAGAGGCCAAGCUCACCUCCUUCGAUCCCGUCGGCGAUGACUCAGACUCAUCUUCCUCCGGCCUUCCCACAUCCGCGGAGGCAAUUGCAGAACUAGAUGCUUCGGCUCCGUAUCUCCGUUGCCGGAACUGCAGAGGAAAGCUUCUGAGAGGAAUCGAGUCUCUGAUCUGCGUCUUCUGCGGCAAUCAGCAACGGACCUGCGAUAACCCUCCUGAUCCCAUCAAGUUCACUUCCACUUCUGCUUACAAAUGGUUUCUCAGCUCUCUUAAUCUCGAUGGAUCGGAGAUUGUAGAGCCACUCAAGGAAACGAAUGGAUCAAGCAGAGGAGCUAAGGCACCUGCGGUAAAAGGAAUUGCCGUUUCCAAGUUUCUUGAUUUGGAAAUACAGUGGUCUGCCACAGAGGAUCAGUCUAUGAACAGUGGACCUGAUGUUGGACAAUCAGUGCAGAAUAAAAAUCCCCUGAAUUUGGGAGGAAUUAGUCUUGAUGAUUUUUUCGUUGAGGGAAGAGGAAAUCUUGCAAAAGUGGAUCCAGCAGAGAGCAAACCCGUGGAAGAUGAUGAUUUUAAGGAUCCACGUAGUCUUAGCUUAUUUGAUAGUGUAAAGAGUCCGGGAGUUGUUGGAUCCCAGCAGCACGAAAAUGUCAGUUUGUUUAAGGGAAAGGAUGUCCAGAUUGAUGUUUCUUCUGAAGAACAUGAGAAUCUUAGUUUGUUUGCGAGACGAGAUGCUCAGGAAAGUGUUUCUUUAGCAGCGCAGGGAAAUUUUGGGUUUUUUGAGGAAAAAGAUGUUCGGAACUCGUUUAAAGAGGAUGAAAACCUUGGUUUGUUUGCUCAUAUAACUAGUUCUUCUAAAGAUGAUGAGAGUUUUGGUUUGUUUGAUGGUAAAGAUACUCAGAGAAGUAGUUUUUCUAAAGAGGAUGAAAAUUUUGGUUUGUUUGAGGGUGCACCAUCAUCAGAUACUAACAUUAAGUCUUUUGACGACAAGAUUGUUGCCUCUUCUUCUGAUUGGGAUUCUGACUUUCAAUCUGCUGAUCAUAAUCUUUCUCAGAAAAAGAUUGGUGGUGACCCGUUUGUAAGUUCUCCAGCUGAUUUGUCUGCUCAUAUGGAUUCUGUCUUUGGUUCCGGAAAAGAUUUACUUUAUGUAAAACCGGCAGAUUCUUCAACUGCUUAUGUUUCCAAAUCUGGUGAUUGGUUGCAAGAUGAUUUAUUUGGUAAUGUCUCUGGUGAGGCACAAAACAACGACUCAGUCGUCCAUGAUAAGAAUGAGGGACUGGUUGUGGGUGGCAAUGGAAAUUCAUCCAUGGAUAUUGAUUGGAUCGGAGAUGAUCUAUGGCAAACCAAUGAAAAGAAAUCCACUGAGAAGACCCCUACAUAUGUCAAUGAUGAUGACGAUGACUGGAAUGAUUUUGCAAGCUCGACUAACUCCAAGACUCCUAAUAAUCCACUUUCUCAAACCAUGGAAAGUCCCCAAGGAGAUAUUUUUGAUGGACAGGCGCAAGUUAAGAACGGUGUUAAAGAACAGAAUACUGGUACAAUCGUGAUGUCUGACUUAGGCAAAGGUGAAGAAGAUGAUCUCUUUGGAACUUGGGAUAGUCUCACAUCAUCAACUAUUCGGCAGACGUCUCUGCAGCCUCCCACCAAUCAUGCAAAUCCAUCUGGUGAAAAAAUUCCGGAAAUGGACUUGUUUGGGGCAAGUAACAAUCACAGAAACCUUGAUUUUGACAGCAUCUCACGUUCUGAUUUCUUUUCUGAAAGUAUUGGCGGCAAAAGUAGCUCAGAGGAAGCCAAAGUCAUACCUCUUGGAACCUCAACCUUAGACAGAACAAGUGACCCUGAUGGUAGUAAAGAUCAAACAGUUGAUCUUGUUGUAGGCACAACAACAACAGCUACCAAGUCAAAGAGUGAGGUUGCAGAGGAGCUGAUGUCACAGAUGCAUGAUCUCUCAUUUAUGCUGGAGACAAAACUUUCUGUGCCUCCAAUCUCCAAGACAGAGUAAUAUUAUCACACUUUACUCUCUCCUAUCUCUCUUGCGCUCUCUUGUUUUUUCUCUUGAGGCUUGGAGAUUGCUUGUUUGCACGUAUAUAUAUAUUUCAUUCUCAAUAACUUUUCGAGUGAUCCAGUUUUAAUUGUUCUGUAGCCACAAGUAGUUGUUAGUAUAGUUGUAUUGUUCAUUUGGGGUUGAUCUUGGGCACUUGUUGAUGAUACACACAAAAACAGUCCAGAAUUUGUUUGGAUUUCAGCUUAGUCUCUGGUCAUUUAAAAAGAACUUGGUUGCUCUGUUUCUCUGCUUAAGCAUUUAAAUAUCUACCAAUCCGGAGAGUCA
This is a messenger RNA of Capsella rubella, 2502 nucleotides long. RefSeq lists its product as uncharacterized. The transcript is spliced from 3 exons. NCBI's taxonomy places the organism in Eukaryota, Viridiplantae, Streptophyta, Magnoliopsida, Brassicales, Brassicaceae. The coding region runs from base 130 to 2175 and encodes 681 amino acids. The record is from RefSeq and is a predicted model, not a curated record.